AUGAAAUCAUUUCAAUGUAUGAAUCAUAAACAAGAUAUUGUUUAUUAUUGUAAUGAUCAAAAUUGCGAGAAUAGAUGUCUGUGUGCAUAAUGCGAACAUGAACAUGAUAAAACUCCAGUUUAAAAUUUAUUAGAAGGUUAUAACAUAAAAGAACUUGUCUAAUGCUUUUAAAGUUUUAAAUAAAUAAUAAAUGAUCUAAUGACAAAGAUGGAACAUGAAUUGAGUUAGCAUCUUUAAUAAAUAAAAUAGCCUUAAGCAAGUGUUUAAAAUUUAGAAUAAUUUGAUAAACGAUUGAGUGAAAUCUCAAAUAUCUAAAAUACAUUAUAGGCGAAAAUAAAAAAUAGAUUACAGCACAUAAUUAAUACUUUAAAAGGAUAGGAUUUAGAUUAAAGUCCAAUUAAUAUAAUUGAUACCAGAAGGAAAGAACAUUCUAAAUCAAUUAUACUCAGUUAGGCCUAAAUAUAAUAAGAUAUCAUAAAGAAAACAAAACAAUCAAAAAUAUUUAAAAUGAAUGUUGCUCAUUCAAAUUAACAAGAUACUCAAUAAAUAAUUUAACAACCCAAUCUAAAUUUAGAUAGAGUUGAAGUAGCAAGAUUAUAAUAAUUAAGUACAUAAGAUUGGGCUUGGAAGAUGAGUUCAUCAACAGUGUUUUGUUGUAUAUUUUCAUCAUUAAGAGAUUUGAAAAUCAUAGGAUUUUUAUAGCCAUGUUUAUUUAAAAGCAGUACUAAAAAUUAUCAAAAAAAAUCAGCAGUUAUUAAUUUUGGUAUAUAUAAUAAAAAAAAUUUGACAAAGUAACCAAUUCAUAUAGAGAAAUUCACAUUACGACAUAGCAAAAUGAAUAUAGUACAUGAUUGUUAUGAAUUGAUGUUAAGUAAACCAAUAGCGUUAAAGGAAUUUACAGAAUAUUCAAUAGCAAUUUGGCCAAGCAAAGUCUUGUAUUGUCACUAUUUUAGUAUUGCUGCCCCUAUUAAUCCAUUUAUAGCAUUUCAAACUUAAGAUUUUAAUGAUAAUCCAAAAAUAAAAAGAUCAGAAGAGUUUCCAUAAGUAAUUUCAACAUUUAGAGCAGGUUUAGUUCCAUAUUUAAUAAUUGAUCCAAGAGAAUAAUUAUGA
This is a messenger RNA of Paramecium sonneborni, 1110 nucleotides long. NCBI's taxonomy places the organism in Eukaryota, Ciliophora, Oligohymenophorea, Peniculida, Parameciidae. The record is from the annotation of a GenBank genome assembly.